Molecule: messenger RNA, 1293 nt
Organism: Pocillopora damicornis (cauliflower coral)
Lineage: Eukaryota; Metazoa; Cnidaria; Anthozoa; Scleractinia; Pocilloporidae
Product: carbohydrate sulfotransferase 10-like
Biological process (GO): proteoglycan biosynthetic process; carbohydrate biosynthetic process
Cellular component (GO): membrane
Molecular function (GO): sulfotransferase activity; calcium ion binding
Source: RefSeq, a predicted model, not a curated record
GACAUCACAUUAACAUUUCGUAAGGAAAAAGACAGCUACUGAUUGUACCAACAAAGUGUUAAGUGACGAUUAGUUUAUUUGUGACAAGUUUUUUAUAUUCAUGUUAGAAGAGUUUGCUCAAGAUAUCUGGUCCCUGAAAGCUACUCAAUAUUAGAACAGAACGUCAAAGUAAAAAAUCAUGAAUAAUAAUAAUAAUAAUAAUAAUAAUAAUAAUAAUAAUAAUAAUAAUAAUAACAAUAUCGAGAAAGGUGUCGAAACCUCUUGACUUCCUCCUUCAAAAAUGGUGUUUGCACAAAAAUCCACUGACUAAACUUAUCUUUUCCCAUUAUAGAAAUUUUGCAAAGACAGGCCACAAGAAAGAAACAUUUGAAUAAAUUUUGUCAAACACAUUCAUACAAGAUCCCAGUUGCUGAUGACUUAAAGUUUAUCCUAGUAGACGAUAAAAACAAGUUUAUGUACUGCACGAUUCCAAAGGUUGGUACUACAACAUGGAAAAACGUGUUCGGUAAUCUUCGACGCUUGAAAGAAAACUCCUUUGAAAACAUUCACCAAUGGGACCUCUGGCAUCGAUUGAGUGCGUACUCGGAGAAAGGAAGGCGAAAGAGAAUUAACACUUAUUUUAAAUUCGUCUUCGUUCGCGAACCUUUUAUUCGCUUGAUCUCUGCCUUUAAAGACAAAUUUCUUGGUCUGGACAAAUGGUACACGAGCAGGGAAGCUCGUGAAGGCAUUACAAAAGCUUAUCGACCGCAAGAUUUUGACCCAAAUGGAGACAACAACGUCACCUUUGCAGAAUUCGUUCAAUAUUUUUCCAAUAAUGUUUCGCGCAAUGCACACUGGCGAGAAUACGAAAAAUUGUGCCAUCCGUGUUUUAUCAACUACGACUUCAUUGGUCAUUUAGAAACUAUGCAAGAGGACGCUCCCCUUGCCUUAAAAUUGGCGGGAAUUGACUCCCGCGUCACUUUUCCGCCAAUUCACGAAUCAACCUAUAACUGUGAGGUGCUGGAGUAUUUUUCCAAGGUCCCCCCAGAAUACAUCACGCGAUUAGGCGAAGUGUAUCGCAGAGACUUUGAUAUGUUUGGGUAUGAUUAUCUAAGUCACGUGCGACCGCUUCUAAUUGGUAACGAAAACAGAUCGAGCACUCAAUCGUAGAGUAACUUGACGUAUGGUGAUACAUCCUUCUACAAAAUAAUACUUUGGCAUGAGUCAGUUUUAUGCUCAGCGGAAACAAGCUAGGAGCGCACGCGCACGCGUUCUCUGCGCUCUCUUGUCAGUCUACUUUCCCGGGAGCCUGGG